This is a messenger RNA of Taeniopygia guttata (zebra finch), 1614 nucleotides long. The record is from RefSeq and is a predicted model, not a curated record. Lineage: Eukaryota; Metazoa; Chordata; Aves; Passeriformes; Estrildidae.
GGCGGUGUCUCCUCAAUGGGGGCGCGCGCGCGGCGCCAGCUUUAGCGAGGAGGGCACAACGGAGAGCACAGAAACUGGAUGGCUUCUACAGUGAGCCUGGGCAAGGAAACAUUAUUGGAAGAUGGAAUGCCACCUGCAAAAAAGCCCAGGAAGCUGUUGCCAAGCCUCAAAACCAAGAAGCCUCGGGAACUUGUUUUGGUGAUUGGGACAGGAAUUAGUGCUGCAGUUGCUCCCCAAGUCCCAGCGCUGAAGUCCUGGAAGGGGCUGAUUCAGGCCCUCCUGGAUGCUGCUAUUGACUUUGAUCUCCUGGAAGAUGAAGAGAGCAAACGGUUCCAGAAGUGUCUUCACGAAGACAAGAACCUGGUCCAUGUUGCCCAUGACCUUAUUCAGAAGCUGUCUCCGCGCACAAGCAACGUUCGCUCAACCUUUUUCAAGGACUGUUUAUAUGAGGUGUUUGAUGACCUGGAAUCCAAAAUGGAAGAUUCUGGGAAGCAGCUGCUUCAGUCUGUUCUUCACUUGAUGGAAAACGGGGCUCUUGUGUUAACCACAAACUUUGAUAACCUGCUGGAGCUGUAUGCAGCACACCAGGGGAAGCACCUUGAGUCUCUUGACCUGACUGAUGAAAAGAAGGUGCUGGAGUGGGCGCAGGAGAAGAGGAAGCUCAGUGUCCUGCACAUCCACGGGGUCUACACCAACCCCAGCGGCAUCGUCCUGCACCCGGCCGGCUACCAGAACGUUCUGCGCAACACCGAGGUCAUGCGAGAGAUUCAGAAGCUGUAUGAAAAUAAGUCCUUCCUCUUCUUGGGCUGUGGUUGGACAGUUGAUGACACCACGUUUCAGGCCCUGUUUUUAGAGGCUGUCAAGCACAAGUCAGACCUGGAGCACUUCAUGCUGGUGCGAAGAGGGGAUGUGGAUGAGUUCAAGAAGCUCCGUGAGAACAUGCUGGACAAGGGGAUCAAAGUGAUUUCCUACGGAGACGAAUACGCUGACUUGCCCGAGUACUUUGAGCGGCUGACGAGCGAGAUUGCCAUGCGGGGCCGCACAGGUGUGCCCAAGGAGGCACAGCAGCUGAACGGCUCUGCUGCUGCCCACGCUGAGAUAAAAGGUAAGGAAGGCUCUCUGGAGCCAAGGGGCUUCACCCUGUGUCGCUCCCUGGAGUCCCAGGCAGGUUUUCAGCCUUUGCUUCCACGCAGGAUGCAGCCCCUGAGCCUCAGCCCUGCCCAGGCCGAGCUGCGGCAGGGACUCCUGGGCCAGGCCCAGCCAGGCCAGCAGCCCUCAGGGAGGCCAGAGCCCACCACUGUCCCACUGCUGUCCAGCACUGAGCCAGGACCCUUCCGGCAGGGACAGGCCAGGACAGAGCCACCACGGAUGAACACCUGGUCUAACAUAGCAAUUGUGGUUUUACUGGGGCUGCGUGUGCCUGCGGAGCGCGGUAUCCCUGAGGGAGCUGCAGCCUCCUUUAACUUCAUACCUAGUGCUUUUAUAUUCUGUAUUUCAAUUAAAAAAUGAAACUUGAGCUUUUUUUUUUUACUGGAAGCUCUAGUUUUCUAGUCCUGUCUUUUUACUGUACAGUAUUUUGUAUGUUGAAGUUGUAUUAAAGGCCUGCUCACUGAA